AUGGAGGCGAACCCAAGCGAAAGUGAAAACCCUCCCCCUGAAACCGCUCUUCCAACGAAAAACGAUCCUUAUUCUGUUUCCGAGGAAGUUGUUCCAGCAAGUGACAAGUUUGUUGGGGGCAAGAAACCAUUUGCCGCUAAUUCUAGUGCUGAUGUUAAUUGCUAUAGUGGGGAGUCAACAGCGAGCCGUGAUGAAGUGAUUAAGGUUCUGAAAUUGUACCGUGAGACCCUCAGGAAGCUCUUGAAGGAAAAUAAAGCAAAUCUGAACAAAUGGGUUAACACUGCCAAACGGCUGGGUUCAGUUCCUGGAGUUGAAAUUGGUGAAAAAUUUCAAUGUAGGGCUGAAUUACGCGUAGUUGGCGUUCAUUGUCAGUUUGAGAGAGGAAUAGAUUACAUGAAGAGGGAUGGGAUUAUAGUGGCCACAAGCGUUGUUGCUACCAAUCGGUAUGCCAAUGAAAUGAGAUCGCCUGACGUGUUGAUUUACUGUGGUGAAGGUGGAAACCCAAAUGUUAAAAGUGGAAAACCAAUUAAAGAUCAAGUUCUUGAACGAGGAAAUCAUGCAUGGGAAAAUAGCAUGAAGCAAGUUAACUCCUGUAAGAGUUAUUCUAUCUGAAAUUGUAAGAGGUCUAAGCUAUCUGCUCUUAGAGGUAAUCAACAGAAGAAUUUAGCCACCACAUGUGUUUAUGAUGGCUUAUACAAUGUGGAAAAGUUAUGGCAGGAAAGAGGGGAGUCUGGUAAACUUGUUUUCAAAUAUGGGCCGAGAAGAAUUUCAGGGAAACCGGGGCUAACUCGAGGAUUUCCAGGCACACACAAAAAUGUAGCAUCCCGUAAAAGGGGUCCUUUAAUUAGUGAUAUCUCUGGAGGCAGCGAGAAGAUGCCGAUUGCAGUAGUGAAUGAAGUUGAUGAACAGAGACCUUCAUCAUUUACUUAUGUUGCCAAGGUAACUUAUCUGCGAUUGAACAAUCAUUCUCUGUUAAUUGGUUGUCAUUGUACUAGUCAAUGCUCUAAGUCCGUAGAUUGUAAAUGCAAAAUCGAGAAUGGGCAAGAAUUUCCAUAUGACAAUCACAGGCAUCUUAUUAAGGAAAAGCCCUACGUUUAUGAAUGUGGUAAUUCUUGCAAUUGUUCUGAUUCUUGCAUUAAUAGAGUGAGCCAACAGGGCAUCCAGUUUCAACUCGAGGUGUUCAAGACGAAAUCAAAAGGAUUGGGUGUCAAAUCCAGAUCAUACAUUCCAUCUGGAAGUUUUGUUUGCGAGUAUGUUGGAGAAUUUCUUUCAGCCAAGGAAGCAGAGCAAAGGGUUGGCAGCAGGGAUGAAUAUUUGUUUCACAUAGGAGAUAACUGCCGUGAUCGCAAUUUUAAAGAAGAAUGGAUACCUCUAUACGAAUCUCGUCCUUCAAAUUUCUCUGAGAAAGAUAUUGGAGGUUCUGCUAUUGAUGCAGCUCAAUAUGGUAAUGUUGCAAGAUUCAUUAAUCAUAGUUGUUCUCCUAAUCUCUAUGUGGAAAAAGUCCUCUAUGAUGAUCCUGAAAUACCUCACAUAAUGCUACUUGCCAAGAAGAACAUGCCUCCCUCCAAGGAGUUGACGUAUGAUUACAAGUACAGGUUAGGAGAACUUUGUCAUAUAAAUGGGAAUUUUAAGGCGAAGGAAUGUUUCUGUUCGUCUCUUAAAUGUGUUGGAAAGUUUUACUGAAUAGAAAAAGAAAGGUAUUUUUUUUUGGGUGGACUAUAUGUUUAAUAUCUCACUGUUGCAAAGUGUUGCUGACAUGCAUAGAUAAGUUAGUUUUUUGGGUCGAUAAAAUGUUGAGUGUGUAUAUGGAAUGUAAUGUUGUCUGAGCUAAUGAAAUGAUUAGUAUGUCUGCUCAUGCAUCUUUUUCUCA
Jatropha curcas is the source of this 1870-nucleotide messenger RNA. The record is from RefSeq and is a predicted model, not a curated record. NCBI's taxonomy places the organism in Eukaryota, Viridiplantae, Streptophyta, Magnoliopsida, Malpighiales, Euphorbiaceae.